This is a messenger RNA of Didymodactylos carnosus, 705 nucleotides long. The record is from the annotation of a GenBank genome assembly. NCBI's taxonomy places the organism in Eukaryota, Metazoa, Rotifera, Eurotatoria, Philodinida, Philodinidae.
AUGUUUUCAAGUAACUCUAAAUAUUCUUGUUCGUUUGUCAUCAAUAAAAUAUUCCUUAAACGAAUUGAAAAAACGGUUACAAGUCUCAUAUUGAAUAAAACAAUGGCAGAAUUGGCAACAGAUGAAAUUCAAACUGGAAUAUUAGCACUUGUAUCUAAUUUAACUAAAUGUAAACAAUUAAUGCGAAAUAUAGAUGAUGAAUUAGCAUUUAAUUUAAUUGCAUAUGGUGAAAAGUUUAUAUACAAAUUAAAUAUUACGAAUAAACCAACAUAUAAAGAUAAAUUAUAUGAAUCAAUGAAACAUGUUUUAUGGCCCAUAUUUUCUGAUGCUAAUAGUACAGUGCUUAAUUUAUUUGUUAAAUAUAUUACAAGUGCGACUUGGAUAAGAUUCAUCAAUGAAACAUUUGAUACUGUAUUUGCAACAUUGUGGUCAUUAAUGGUUGAAGAUUUAUAUUCACAAGGAAGUGGAAAUGGCGGAAGAGGAUCAGAAAAACCGCCAGAAUAUUGGGGAAAUGUUUUGUGUGCUAUUACACUAUGUGGAUUACAGGUCAUAUUAGUAUUUUUAUUGAAUCAAUAUUGCAUAACACAUUCAAUCAAUUCAGAUGCGCUUCAACUUGAUUUACAAAAUACAGUUAUUUUAUUUGCUUCUUACAUCAACUAUCAGACCGAGAAUAAUAAUGAACUUGCUAUCAAGACAAACGUUUGA